UUCCAUCAUUCAUUCUCGCCUCUGGUUCACCUUCUUCAAGUCAGUGUUAAUAAUUUGGAACAAAUUUCAUUCAUUGAAAUGAUUGGGUGCGACAAUCUAUCAUCCAAUCUUAGUACAAAUCUUCUCCAGUAUCCGUCAACCCAGAGUGCUGCGCCAAGACUAUUUUGCCUCCCUGGCAGCGAGGUUCCAAAUUGGUUUGGCCAUCAAAGAAUUGGAUCUUCCAUUUCCUUUCGUGUACCUUCUCUUUCAGAAGGUGAGAUUCGCAUGCUACUUUUUUGCACUGUUUGUACAUUUCAGAACAUAUUGGACUUGGCACAGCUGGAUGUGAUAAUCCAGAAUAAAACCAGAGGGUACCGGCACGUUCUUGUGCCAAUAAGGUUUGACGCUAGUUUCAACAUUUCACAAAAUUUAUUCUUAUUCCAAUCGCAUGUUAUAAGAAAUAAGUUGAAGACUGUAGAUUUUCCAGAAAAAGAAAUGGAAAUGGUUAGUGGAGAGGAAAUCGAGGUGUCUUUCAAUAAUUCGAGCUCGGCCAACUUUGAGGUGAGCAAGUGUGGUGUUCAUCUUCUACUGGAGAAGCCAAAUGUAAUGGAUAACAAAGGAAGUAUGGUCCAAUAUCUCAAAUGUGAUAAUGCUAAAGAUGAUGAAAUGUCUGCUGCAGCCGAUGAUAAUGAGAUCUCUUUCCCAUCUGAAGUUGUGGACUAAUGCCUACAAAGAUCGUUCAUAGGUGAACUGAGGGCUUAAUCCUCUUAUGAAAGGUGGGAAAUGGUGGCUGGAAGAAUGGAUAAAAAGAUGUUGCCUAACUGAUCAUUUCCUUUUAUGGUCUGUUAUCAUUUAUUCACGCUCUUAAAAAGAUUCAUGUUCACGUACCCUUCCUAGUCAUGUUGAUUUGUGAUAUUAUAUUUAAGCUUGGUUUGUAUAAUAAAAGUCUCAAUCUCA
Carya illinoinensis is the source of this 936-nucleotide messenger RNA. RefSeq lists its product as uncharacterized. The transcript is spliced from 2 exons. NCBI's taxonomy places the organism in Eukaryota, Viridiplantae, Streptophyta, Magnoliopsida, Fagales, Juglandaceae. The record is from RefSeq and is a predicted model, not a curated record. The coding region runs from base 79 to 702 and encodes 207 amino acids.